Messenger RNA from Haliotis rufescens (red abalone), 1297 nucleotides. Its product is annotated as D-beta-hydroxybutyrate dehydrogenase, mitochondrial-like. Gene Ontology annotation, molecular function: oxidoreductase activity. The record is from RefSeq and is a predicted model, not a curated record. Bases 145 to 1242 code for a protein of 365 amino acids. Lineage: Eukaryota; Metazoa; Mollusca; Gastropoda; Lepetellida; Haliotidae. The transcript has 8 exons.
ACACGUGCUGUGUGGCUGCGUGAUCCCCAGAUGUGCAGCGCCACAAAGUGAUAACAGCUGUGGCCUUGGCCCAUGUAGAGAAGACACCCACAAGCAGCAUACACACACUCGGGGAGCGUGGAUUUGUUAAUGUGACCUGACAAAAUGGACCUGCUCCAGACUUUGGGACCACAGGCCUUUGAGGUGACUUUCUUCCUCUCCUUCCUACUGCUGCUAUACUCGGCCAUAAAUCUCCACAUGCUAAUGUCCAUGGUCUUAUUUUCUCUGCUCUACUACACGUACCAAGUCAUCAGAAAGAGAACUGUCAAAUAUACAUCACCUACAGACAAGUAUGUUCUCAUUACCGGCUGCGAUACAGGUAUCGGACACAGCUUGGCUAUCACCCUAGACGACAUCGGGUUCAAUGUGAUAGCCACAUGCUUGCAUGCAGAGGGAGAGGGUGCAAAGCAACUGAGAAAGGCGGGGUCGAAGAGGAUGCAUGUAUUGGAAGUGGACGUCUCAAGUGAUGACAGUGUUGCAAAAUGUCUCAAAUAUGUCGAGAACGAAUGCCAAACAAUGGGAUUAUGGGCUCUCGUCAACAACGCUGGAAUAAACUUUUUGGGCGAUAUAGAGCUUGCAACAAUGAAACAGUACAUCUACAUUAACAAUGUCAAUAAUUUUGGUCCUCUAAGGAUGACGAAAGCAUUCCUUCCUCUCAUACGAAAGGCAAGAGGUCGCGUCGUGAAUGUGACCAGCGUCAAGGGUAGGUUUGCCUUGCCCUCAAACGCUGCGUACAGUAUGACCAAAUGGGCAGGAGAAAAUUUCUCAGAUACUCUUAGAUUAGAGAUGAAGAAAUUUGGGGUCAAGGUCAUUAUCAUGGAGCCAGGGCAUUUUGGUGGUGCCACUGGGUGCCUGAACAAAGAAGGGGUUGCCCGUAUAAGAAAGGAUCUUGACGAGCAGUGGGAGGAAUCGUCCGAGGACGUGAGAUAUACCUACGGGAAGGAGUACCUUGACGAGCAGUUCCAGGCAGCCAUCUCCUCCUCCUCCACCAGCUUCCCUACACUGCAUCCCAUUAUGGCAGCUUUCAAGGAUGCCCUUUUGAACGAGCAGCCACAGAAUAGAUAUCUAACGGAUGGCAGCAACGGCUUGUACGAUCCAUAUUGUUUGUGUGCCCGCUUGUAUUGUGUUCUCCCUGAGACGUGGAUGGAUAAGAUUGUAGACUAUCAUUUUGGAAGAGGGCCAGUCGUUAAUGCCCUGAAAUAGGAAACAUGAGUGUAAUGACGCUGGUUAUUUUCCCAAACAAAACUAUCUACCGUGU